AUGAAAUGGGAGCUUGCCUUGGUCAUGGUAAACUUCAUAUCCCUGCAGAGAUUCUCGAACUACAAUCGACUGUUGAGGAGCACCACAUGGGUGCUCAGAUUUAUACGACGGAGCCGUGGACUACGAUACGAUGGAGAGGAUCACGGACUGACGACGAUAGAGUGCGCUAAAGCCUGGGAAAGGAUGGUGCAGUGCGUGAAGAAGGUGCUGGCGCACACGAUGCAGAAACUUGCGCCCAAGGAGCACGUACUGGAGAACCUGCUAAUUGAGGCGGAGAGCAUAGUAAACUCUCGUCCGCUCACUCAUCUACCAGUGACGGUGGACCAGGAGGCUCCACUGACACCCAACGACUUGCUGAAGGGAGCACCCGAUGUCCCAAAUCUUCCCACGAAUGACGGACAGCACUUCGUGAAACGCGCUACCAGGAAGCAGUGGCGCAUGGCGCCACUGCACCAUGAUGCGGGAUCGAUUCUGGAAGAGAUGGGUGCAUGAGUACCUGCCUACACUUGUGCGCAGGGAGAGAUGGUGUAAGCACGUAGAGCCAAUUCGCCGAGGAGACCUGGUGUUCAUCUGUGAUCCUGCCAUACACGAAAGGAGUGGAAACGAGGCGUCAUGGAAGAGGUGUUCACCGGAAGAGAUGGAGUACCUCGUCGAGCGGCAGUGCGGACUAACGAUCGAGCCAAGACGAUAAUGCGUCCCGCUUCGAAAUUAGCUGUCCUGGAUGUGGUGAAUGCGGCUGCUUCACGGGGGUGGGGAUGUCGCGGAACGGAUUAGGGUUAUCGAUAGUUAGUCAAGUUUAAACUUAGCGUCUAGUCCAGCACUAGAGUCUUUGCUUUAAAGCUUAACGUUUAAAGGCAUUCCCCGUGAUCGACCAAGCGACGACACAAUCCAUACGCAAGAAUAGGACGGACUAAUGAUGUAUAUUAAUUUUUUGUUAUGACGGGAUGAUUAAAUUCUUUUGACCAUAUUUUAAUAAAACCAAGCACACCCUUUGCUUUACCAUGGUGGAUAUAUGGUCAGUAAAUUUAAGUUUCAAAUCUAAAAGCGCGUACCCCUAGGGAAAAUACGUAGUGUGGUAUCGGCUAGAUCGAUAAAAUGGCAUGAGUUUACAUUUCGAUCCAUUAAGCUUUAGGCUAUUUGCUAAACACAAAUUUGAAAUUUAUCCAAAUUGGAUUGAUGUCUAAAUUGCGCACUUGUGAAUCUAUACUGAAGAUAAAGCUUAACGUCAUCAGUGUACAAGUCAAUCCGUAAAGGCAAGGGGAAAAUUGUUAAUAAAUAAUGUAAAAAGUAAGUUUUCAAGAUGGCUUUCUUGGGGUACACCGGAUGUGACGCGGACUAAACGCAAUCUCAACGCAACGCACAUCUUUGAAAAAUACACUUUGGGUUCUUCCAGAUAAGUAGCUCGAAUUCCAGAUAAGGAGAUCAGUUGGGAAUAAAGUUGUUGAUAAUAUAUCGAAAUAUCAAAAUAUCGAUAUUUUUUAAAUGAUAUAUUUAUAUCGUGAUAUUUUUGUUGCCCAAAUAUGGGAAUCGCAAUAUAUAUUUUGUUAAAUUUUCCUUGGUCACUCUGAUUUCAAUCUUUAAAGUGAAUAGUUUGAUUAAUAUUGAAAUUAAUUUGAUAAGUUCUCACGUUGGAAGACUGCUGCAGCUUUUAAAGAUAAGUGUCUUUAAAACCGCUUGUUCUUUAAGCUUUACUUUAACUUACUUUAAUUUUCUUUUAGAAAAUGAAUAUAAGACAAAGGAGAUAAACGAAGCAUACACGAACUGUAAUGCAAACCCCUGGAGAUCUGGAAAUUUUCCGGAUUUUUCGUCGCACUUGCGGAAUAAGCAUGCCGACAUUUUUGCAAAAUGUAUGUGUAUGUGUAUGUUGGCAUAUGUAUGAGUAUGUGCGUCUAUGUUUGUAUAUAAAAUAAUAAAAUAAAAUAUAAAUAAAAUAAUAAAUUUUAUAAAA
Drosophila ananassae is the source of this 1948-nucleotide messenger RNA. RefSeq lists its product as uncharacterized. NCBI's taxonomy places the organism in Eukaryota, Metazoa, Arthropoda, Insecta, Diptera, Drosophilidae. The transcript is spliced from 2 exons. Bases 1 to 492 code for a protein of 163 amino acids. The record is from RefSeq and is a predicted model, not a curated record.